AUGUUCGGCAUCGGAUUCUCUACACGAGACGACUUUCAUGAGAUACCCGGAAAGAAAAAUAUUUGUCUCUUUGGAUACAACUUCAGCAGUUCCAGUAGAAAUAAGGUGAACACUAGUCAACGACGCACGUUGUACACAACCUUCUACGACGGUCGGCAGUGGAGGAAACUGGAGGAGUCGGUACUGCCAGAAGUUGGCGAUGAAUGGGCCCCCUCCGACGAUCCUAAUAAGGUGUAUUCUGCGAAUAGCAUACCUCCAUCUGUCGUUGAGAAGGCUAAGGAGAGCGAUGCCUGGCUGCCAGUUCGAGAUCCCAACUCUGGUGGCGUUUACUGGUGGCAUCCUAGAUCCAACGCUACUACUCCCAUCGGUAGUGGUAAACCAGAAACUCUUAUGAGGGCGUUAGGUAACAGUGCUAUGUUCGGCGCUGGUGCCGCGAUGUUCUUCGCGUUGCUCUACAGAGUCUUCGGCAUAUGUGCGCCGAUAAUUGAGUCUCCGGUUACUCUGAGGGCCCUGGCAAACGGGUGA
Molecule: messenger RNA, 525 nt
Organism: Perkinsus marinus ATCC 50983
Lineage: Eukaryota; Perkinsozoa; Perkinsida; Perkinsidae
Exons: 6
Coding region: 1-525 (174 amino acids)
Source: RefSeq, a predicted model, not a curated record